AUGUCUGGCGCUCCAAAUAUGGCAAAGACCGCAUGCUCCCGGUUAUACUUGGAGGAGAAGUCCGAUCUACUGAUCAAACUGGACAGUCUCUUUGACGCAUUUUGGCAAAAGUUGCAGCUCAGGAGCCUCCUGCUUGCUACAAAGGAUCAGCCACCAUACCUACCUGUCCAGCCAUCUCGAAGACCCAGUAACCAACAAAAGGCUAUAGGUCCUAUGGCGACCCGCAUAUGGCGGCGUAGACCACACAGACACUGCGUGAGAAAAGUUGCACGCAGGCAUCAGCUGACAAGGGGCAAAUGCACACCAGGUUGGGGCACUCCCAUACAGACUGACAAGCGGAAUGCUACUCGACAUCUGACCUAUCACAGGCUUGCAACUCUGGGCCUGAUGAUUAGCAAGGUUGGAGGGGACUGUACCAUGCCCACAGUGGGAAUAGGCUGA
Pelobates cultripes (western spadefoot toad) is the source of this 441-nucleotide messenger RNA. The record is from the annotation of a GenBank genome assembly. Lineage: Eukaryota; Metazoa; Chordata; Amphibia; Anura; Pelobatidae.